AUGAUUGUUGCUUCAUGGAAUUGCAGAGGGGCUGGAAAUAAGACGUUUCCAGCAACUGUACAAGAAGUGGUGAGGAGGUAUGAUAUAAACGUCCUGUGCCUUUUGGAAACAAGAGUUAGUGGGUGUAAAGCUGAUGAAGUGGUAAGACGGUGUGGGUUUAGUAAUUGGCUGCGUGUGGAAGCGUCUGGGUACACAGGGGGGAUUUGGGUCCUGUGGAAUGAUCAUGAAAUGCAAGUAAAUUACAUCUGUUCUAGUACUCAAUUAUUACACUGUGAAAUUUGUGACUUGAGAAAUGGUGAAAAGUACCUUACCUCUUUUGUUUAUGGGGAAACUUCUAGAGCAAAAAGAAUGAAUCUCUGGCAUUCUCUGAGAACAAUUACAGGACACUUAGAGAGGGCUUGGUUAGUUGUAAGGGACUUCAACACCUUCCUAAAACCCCAGGAUAAACUUGGCGGAUCCCCUCCUAAUUACCAAGCUAUGCGUAACUUUGCUGAUUGUGUUUCAGAUACGGGACUUAUGGAGAUACCUAUUGUUGGAGAACGUUUUACUUGGGAAAAGAAGGGAGUGAACGAAAGGUUAGAUUGGGCUUCUGGUAACCUUGAAUGGGAACUGAACUUCUCACAGAGCAAGGUUACACAUGGUUUAAAAUUUAAAUCUGACCAUAGGAUACUUGUCAUUAAUACUGGCACUGGGGCUCCAAAUUCAAGAUUGACAACACGUCCUUUUAAAUACAAUGCGGCCUGGUCCAUGGAAGAAGGGUUUACGGAUAUAGUUGGUAAAUCUUGGAACAAUACAGACUGGUACAAUCUUCUGUCUGGAUUCUUAACCGAAAAGAAAUGA
Neltuma alba is the source of this 840-nucleotide messenger RNA. RefSeq lists its product as uncharacterized. NCBI's taxonomy places the organism in Eukaryota, Viridiplantae, Streptophyta, Magnoliopsida, Fabales, Fabaceae. The transcript has a single exon. The coding region runs from base 1 to 840 and encodes 279 amino acids. The record is from RefSeq and is a predicted model, not a curated record. Gene Ontology annotation, molecular function: catalytic activity.